Molecule: messenger RNA, 4718 nt
Organism: Malaya genurostris
Lineage: Eukaryota; Metazoa; Arthropoda; Insecta; Diptera; Culicidae
Gene: Stacl
Exons: 15
Coding region: 830-3493 (887 amino acids)
Biological process (GO): positive regulation of protein localization to plasma membrane; positive regulation of voltage-gated calcium channel activity; skeletal muscle contraction
Cellular component (GO): extrinsic component of cytoplasmic side of plasma membrane
Molecular function (GO): protein binding
Source: RefSeq, a predicted model, not a curated record
AGUUGGGAUUGAGACGCGACGCCGUGCGAACUUUUUUUUCGAUACCGUCAGGCCGAGGAGUGGAAGACUCGUACACCUGUAUUCUCAAACAUAUAAUUUCCAAAUGAUAUCCUAGUUCUGUUGGUUAGUUUCAUACCUUCCGAUUUUCGAACGAAACAAAAAUCUACAACUUCGAAAACGUUUUUAAGAUAAAAAUAGUGUACAUCAAUUGCAAGAUUUGUUUCGGAAAAUUCGGGUGAAUAUCGACAUAUAAGUGAUGUAGUGAGUGUUCAAAAGCUACCAAGUGAAUGGAAACAAUAGGAUACCAGUGAGAAUUGAAUAUUCGUGAUUUGCAUUGGUACGAUUCGUUAGUGUUUUUGUGUUUUAUUUUCAAGUUCCUUCAAGCUACGAGCUAAAUAAAAGCUAUGUUCGUGGAAUAAAGUGAGAGCUCCCUAAUCAGUUACAAAUAGAAGGAAUGCGGAGAAUGUGUGCUAAUGAAGUAUCACAAAGAAAUCCCGAUCGUUUUGAAUGUGAUCAAAAUGGUGGUAACAUAAAAUAGAUGGUGUGGAAAAUGUAUCAUUGGAAGAUAAAUUGUAAGAAAAGAUUCAAUCCAAUAAUUCAUUUGUGGCGAAAAUCGGAAAUGCAAUGUGAAUUUAAGGUUAAUAUUACAAUUCUAUCACGAGCAUAUUUUACUACAAUAUAAGACACUAAGUUACUAUCGUUUUAAAGGCUAUAUUUAUUAAGGAUUGGUCAUCCAGAAAUGAUAGUAGUAGUAGUAGUACAGAAGAGAUAAAUGUUUUCUUCCCCAGUAUAAGCUGGAUCAUUUCGCCAUGCUCCGUGGGGGCCAGGAAUGUACGUAAUAUUUCCGGCAGAUGAAUUAAUAUUGUUGACAUACGGAAUCGCAGUACCGAGAGUACAACCACGACCAACUCUGGACAACCUGCGAGAGCCACUUGUCCCCAUCGGCAAUAGGCCUUCUUCCGCCACCGUCCUGCCCCCCAAACAAAUAAAUGAGCCCUUUCGGAACCAAGGACAACAAUCCCACACGUCCUCUGCCUCACCCGGUAUCCCACCUACACGUGCACCGAGAGACAGAAGUCCAAGUGUUAAUUUCUCACCAGAUGAUAGGAUAUAUGACUAUGAUGAAACAUCACCGUUACACGAUGCCGAUACCAUUGUGAAUUAUGUAAAUAGGGAAAUCAUUUCUGGCGUUUCCUUCAACUCCUCGUCCUUCGUACCGUCCACGACGUUGCACAAUCCCUCUCCAGCGGUUCCCAAAUCGAACUCUACCUCAGCUGCGAAAGGGAAAGAAAAAUCUAAAUCCAGGCUACAUCUCAAACUGGGACGCCUGCGACCACAUUCCUCUGUUGAACAAAGCGAGUCUGCUCGAGUCCGCGAAGACCUACAAAUUCACGUAUCCAAUCCCGUAUUUACCCGUGAAAAUCUAAGGCAGCGCAAUUUCGACGCCUUCUUCGAAUCUGGCGAAACGGUUUAUUCGUUGGAGAAAAAGGAGAAACCUCUACCACCAAGUGCAGAUUCCACCGAACUUUCUCCAUGGAAUACCAGUGAUUCCUCUGCGAUCCAGCAGCGCUCCAUAUCUGUUGGAUUUUUUCGGAAAUCCAAAACACCAAUCAACACUCGGGCCAAGAGUGCAGACCUCGAAUUCGAAGAGUCCCUGAAAGAGUCAUCAAAAACUCAUCGUAGCAUAUUCAGCAAAAGGGUAGAGACGACGCCGAGCAUCGUCUCUACACCGCAGUUGUCACUAGGAGGAAGUAUGACUUCCUCUGGAGGUGUACUCAAGGAUUUAGGUCAUCCUGGCCUAAACGAGGCACUUAAGUCUCACAACAGCGUUACAUUCAAGUUAGUCAAAACAGUUUCAGAUUUCACGGAAACGCUAGCACAGCUCUACGAACAACAUGCUGAGGCUCUGCAAGUUUUGGUUUCCAAUUAUAGAAAGCGCAACAGUGAAUUGAGAAAAGAAAGACCAGCUUGCCAGUCGAACCUAUUCCAUGCUUGGGAAACGUUUUUGCAGGAGAUCGAAGCUGACUCCCAGGCAACCAUCGAUGUCGCCAGUUCCCUUUCCAGACAGGUUGCCCGACCGCUGUUGGAACGUUCAUUCUAUAGAAAGGUCCAAAGUAGAAAAGUAUUCACCCACAGGGAAUCAUUCGAUACAAUCAUUUCAAAGACUGAAGAGAAAUUAUCCAAGUGCCGAAUCGACUACAAGCAAUGCUAUAUUGCGCAUCGUCAGAAUCCUACCCAACAUACACUGACGCAGUACAUCGACUCCCACAAUGCAUAUGUUCAGCAGCUGCAUGCCACCAAUGCCAUGUUGGAGGCGUACCAUUGUGAGACUUUGCCACAGUUGAUGCAAGAGCUAGAGGAAAUUUACAAUGACCUAUGCAACAUAGUAGCGGAAGCGGUAUUGCAAGGCGCUGAAGCAAUUUCAGUCAAAGCAUUGGAACAAGCGAAACGGUACGACUGCUUGGCAAAUCAGUGUAAAGGCGUUUCACCCACUCAGGAUUUGGGCUAUUUCGUUCGCAGUUUACCCCUUCCACCCAAUGCUCAACGGAUUCCGAGGAAGGUAUUCACACCUCCCCAGCAAGCCGCUGCACAAGCGGAAAACGAAGAUCCGUCCGAUUAUGGCGGAAACAUACUGGAUUCCCAGGGUUCCACAUUGAAAAAUGAAUUGGUGGUGGAUAAAGGUGCCUCAAUACAAGUUCGACCAUCAUUAGAAUCCCUUAAACGGGAAUCGCAAGAGUUAGAGGUGCAGAUAAAGCAGUUACAAGAUUCAGUAGACGCUUUAGUUCGGUCACAAAUAAGAGGAAUAGAAAGUCAGCUCUAUAACAAAGCCAAUGAGAUUCAGGAGGAAAUUUCAAUGAAGAAGUUUGAUAUACGAGCAAAGCAAAUCCAUCUAGCAGCAGUUCGGGCACAGAAAGAGUUAUUUUUGGGUAGAAUAGAUCCUGGUUCACCUCGCGGUGAACGUAAAAUGUCUUCUUCUAGUUCCUCCUCAAUGAAGACCAAGUGGCUGAAAGCGUUUCGAAGUCUGAAGCCUGCCGGUUCAGCAAGCGAUAGUAAAACAAAUCACCAAAUGUAUCACGCGGUAUCAACAGUCUUAACUGUAAGGAAAAGCGGAAAUGGAGCGCAGAUACGGUUCGACGGAUCGGAUAAUCAUAAUCUGCUGGAGUAUACGUACAAGAAAAUAACACCGUGCGAUGUUUGUUCACAAGUCUUGAGAGGUCAUACACGGCAAGGACUACGGUGUAGAAUAUGCAAGGUGAAUGUGCAUACCGACUGUGCAUCACAGCUACCAAAAUGCCAGGUCAAACAAAAGCUGCUGCGCCGCCAGAAGAGCACAUCCGAAAUCGAAAAUCGCACCGAAGUGGAGGAGGAAAACGAGGAAGAUGACACUAUGCUAUCGGCCCGCCCAUUCGGUCAGCCGCUCUGCUUCGUCGCUGAAGAACAGCAGCCGGAAGAACCACCAACAAGCAAGAAAGGAGCAAGACGCAAGAAAUGAGUAAAUCUGCGAGGAUGACACCAAUCAACCUUUCCGUCCUAUAUUUGUUUGAAUUUUUCUAUUUUAAAUUUCUGUUUGUUAUAAAUAUGUUCGCAUUCAUGUUUUUGUUAUUCUAAAACGUUUAUUAUACAAAAUAAAAUUACUACGUUUCGGUGGACGGUUAGCAUAAUCGAUCAGUUUUUAGCGUGUUGAAAGCACAAAACAGCACAGAAUCGUUUUUUUGUGUACACUGGUUUAUGCAAAGAUUGUAAUGGAACCUAGAAGACAUGUUGAGCUAGAUGUUUUACUUACUUCAAACGAGCUGCCAAUCGCGAAUCAAAUAGUGUAACAUUCAAUAAAUAAACUGGUAGUUUGACAUUAAAAUAUGUGGCGAGAAAAUGAUAGUAGCAUUAUAAAAAUCGAUGCACAAUUUUAACUAACUUGAUUUUAAACUAAAAAAUAACUCACUGUCCUACUGGCAAGUAUAUUAACGAAACUCAUUCCAAGUAGAUCCGAUUGGAAUAUUUGAGCUUUUCGUAAAUGCUGAGAUAUUACAUAAAUUAACGAUUAAACAACACAAUAUUUCAUUCAAUGCUUAAAUUGUAACUCAUUUAUUCUUAUGCUGUCCAAAUAAAGAUAAUCGCAAUAUGCACAUAAUAGCAAAUCAUGGUGAUAAAAGCAUGAGUUAGAAAAAAAUAUGAAAGAUUCUAUGAUUGAAGCAUUGGGUGUAGAUUGGGUUGUUCUGAUUUUCGAUCGAUUAUAUUCACCUCUGCCAGGAAGAAGUUAAACAGUGUACACAUAACUAUUACAGCUUAUCACGUAUUUUCGAAGUUUGGUCUAUAGUACUUUAGUCUUGCUAGGAUUGUAAUAUAAUUGGGUCAUACAAAUAAAACAGGAAGUGAGUUAUUUUGAAGAGAUAACUAGGUUGCAUUAAUCUUAUCAAGUAGGUCAAUAUAACUCUCUCUUUCUUAGCACUCGAUCGAAGUUAAAUGUCACAAUGAAAAAGAGACAAAGAAUUUUUUUUCUUAGCCACUUACCAGGUAGCAUGAACUUACCGCACUCGUAAACGUGAGGAAAUAUCAAUUUGAAUAACCGAUUAAGAAACACCCACAAACUGUGAUAACUAAUUUACGAGAGCUUAUUGGAUCAACGAAAGGCUGAAAAUCACUUAGAAACGAAGAAAUACGCGAACAAGUAUGUUGUGCCAAAAGCAGUAAUAAAAUAAUGUACACACGAUAUCUGCAAA